This is a messenger RNA of Aspergillus tubingensis, 1035 nucleotides long. Its product is annotated as slipin family protein. Gene Ontology annotation, cellular component: plasma membrane. The transcript has 4 exons. The record is from RefSeq and is a predicted model, not a curated record. NCBI's taxonomy places the organism in Eukaryota, Fungi, Ascomycota, Eurotiomycetes, Eurotiales, Aspergillaceae. The coding region runs from base 1 to 1035 and encodes 344 amino acids.
AUGUCAGCCGAAAGAAGCGCAGAUGUCAACGGCAAGGCGCCAGUCCAGCAACCUACUAACCCUGCCCGCGCACCUGGUGCGGGUCUGGUUAAUGUGCAACCGGCUCGCUUGGACGAUCUGCAACCCAAGUAUGCGCAGCAAAUCCAGCACGGUGAAGAUAACCCCGAUGCGCACGGAUGGUACGCUUCAUUCAUCCACGGACUUGGUGAAUGUCUUGGUUGCCUGGGUGCCAUUCCAUGCUGUUUCUGCUGCCCCAACCCCUUCAAACCAGUCGCGCAGGGUGAAGUCGGCCUGAUCACGAGAUUCGGAAGAUUCGAACGUUCCGUCGAUCCCGGUCUGGUCAAAGUGAACCCACUGAGCGAGCAUCUUACAGCGGUGGAUGUUAAGAUCCAGAUCGUCGAAGUGCCCCGUCAGAGCUGCAUGACCAAGGACAAUGUCAACCUGAACCUCAGUUCCGUGAUCUACUACCAGAUCGUUUCUCCCCACAAAGCCGCGUUCGGUAUUUCCAAUGUCCGCCAGGCACUGGUGGAGCGUACUCAGACUACACUGCGUCAUGUCAUCGGCGCAAGAGUUCUGCAGGACGUUAUUGAACGCCGUGAAGAGAUCGCUCAGUCGACUUCAGAGAUAAUCGAGGACGUUGCUGGUGGAUGGGGUGUCCAGGUUGAGUCCAUGCUCAUCAAGGACAUCAUCUUUAGCGAAGACUUGCAAGACUCUCUUUCCAUGGCUGCGCAGUCGAAGCGUAUCGGUGAAAGUAAGGUUAUUGCAGCUCGUGCUGAAGUCGAGUCGGCCAAAUUGAUGCGUCAGGCCGCUGAUAUCUUGUCUUCUGCACCUGCGAUGCAAAUCCGCUAUCUCGAGGCGAUGCAAGCCAUGGCCAAAUCAGCCAACAGCAAAGUCAUCUUUUUGCCGGCAAUGAACCAGACUGUGCAGCAACAAAUGGCUGCGGCAGAGAAUGCUGGCGAAGGCCCAAGUCGAUACCAACAGCCUGAUGAUGGAUUCCAGCGUGCCAUGAAUGCGCGCGUGGUCGAAGACAUCUAG